This is a messenger RNA of Neolamprologus brichardi, 3003 nucleotides long. The record is from RefSeq and is a predicted model, not a curated record. Lineage: Eukaryota; Metazoa; Chordata; Actinopteri; Cichliformes; Cichlidae.
UCUCACGUAUCGAUCUGCGCGUUUCUGGCAGCUCAGGGAAGCUAGCACGUUUCUUUCAGAGUCGGAGUGACGCUCGAGUUCCCCUUCUGCCAGCUUUCUCUCUUCGUAUUCUUCCUAACUCCAUCCAAGAACGACCACGCACAGCGACGGCGAGAUUUGCUCCCACAGUGGUUUCUUCUUAUUAUGGCUGUUAGCAGCACCAAGACAGUGUACGAGAUUUUCCAAAGCAUGGAGUACGGGCCAGCAGCAACUUCUAGCUCUGCUACUGCACAGGCCUGGCUGGAGCAUCAUUCCCGUUCUCUGGGUCUCUUCAUUGACGGUAAAUUUGUGUGUUCAGCAGACGGACGGAGCUGCUCCUCGGCUGAUUCUAAAGGAAGUAUUGUAUGCAGCACAGCAUGUGCUGAAGAAGCUGAUAUUUCCCAGUGUGCCUCCUCUGCUGUUAACGGUUUCAAGUCCUGGAGCAGCCUGAGCUGCAACCAAAGGGCCAAAGUGCUCCUCAGGUUGGUGAGCGUCCUCGGGCAGCACGGCCAGUGUCUCUCAGAGCUGUGUGAGCUGUGUGAGGCCUCCUGCUCCACCGCCGCCCUGCUCAGGCUGCUGCAGUUCUACAGCAGCUGGGCGCAGCUCAGAGACACACUCCUCACUGACUGGACACCUCUGGGUGUGGUGGCAGUGGUGACCUCCAAAGACUGUCCUCUCUACUCUCUUCUGCUCAAAGUCCUGCCAGCACUGGCUAUGGGUAAAACACACGCCGAUGUUUAUGUUUCCCUGCUGUUUGAGGACGGAGUGAUGCUGCGUAAGGCCACAGCAGGGAUGGGAGUUCCUGUGUCGGUGUCACCGUGCGUAGGCUCCACCUGUCCCUUCAUCAUCUUUGAGUCGGCAGAUAUUAACAGUGCCGUGGAUGAGGUGAUGGAGGCCGCCUUCAGGAAGAAGAAAGAGGUCUUCUGGGUGUUGUGUGUGCAGGAGAGUGUGGUGGACAGUGUUGUUGCCCAUCUCAGGUUGCGAAUGGCCAAGAUGAGAUGUGUGACCCUGCCCAGUGAGGCAGACAGGAAACGGGUGGAUGCUGCUGUGCAGGAAGCUCAGCAGCUGGGAGCCACGUUGGUUCAGUCCUGUGCUGAUCCCACCUCAGGCGCCCAGUAUCCUCCCACUGUGCUCUGCGGGGUGGCCCCCUCCUCACCGUGUGUGCUCGACCCCUGCCCUGGACCACUGCUGCCCCUCAUCACCUUCAGAAGCAACACCGAAGCUGUGACUCUUGGGAACCACAGUCCUCACGGUCAGGCAGCAUCCAUCUGGACCGAAGACCUCACGCUCGCUCUGGAGACGGCUAAGAGUUUGUCAGUUGGCUCUGUGUGGGUGAACUCCCACUCCGUCUGUGACCCCUGUCUGCCCGUCUCCGGUCACAAAGACAGCGGGACCUGCACCGAUGGAGGACAGGAGGGUCUGUACCAGUUUCUACGCCCCUCCUCUUCCUCCCCCCCUCUUCCUCGCUCCUCCCCCGUCUCCAUGGACUACGCUCAGUUCGGAACAGAAACAUCUCCACCUCUCAUCCCUGCUGAGUCGGACCCUGCCAGAGCCCCUCAGUCCCACCUGCAGUUUGUUGCUGGUAAAGCAUGUAAAUCAGUGUCUGGCUGCAGUGUGGCUGUGCAGCCACCAGGUGGUAGUGGUGGUGUGUUGGCCUACUGCCCAGACGGGGGCCGGAAGGACGUUCGCAAUGCUGUGGAGGCUGCUGUCAAAGUCCAGCCAGGCUGGAUGAAAAAGAGCGCGUCUGCACGUGCCCAGUCACUCUACUCUCUGGCCAAGGGCCUCGAGGCGAAGAGGCGGGACAUAGCUGCAGCCAUCAACACGCAGACUGGCCUGUCAGUGGACGAGGCUGAGAAGGAGGUGGAGCUCAGCGUUACCAGGCUCAGCGUUUGGGCCGCUUACUGUGACAAAGUCCAGGGAGGAGCACUGCCCAUGCCAAACUCUGGCUCCGCUCUCUCCGUCCCUGAAGCCCUGGGAGUCGUGGGGGUCGUCCUACCUGACUACAAUCCCCUCCUCUCCAUGGUAACCGUGCUUGGGGCAACUAUUGCCACAGGCAACGCUGUUGUUAUGGUCCCCAGUCAAAAGUAUCCACUGCCUGUCUUGGCAUUCAUCAAGGUGCUCCAGUCCUCGGACUUGCCAGCAGGUCUGGUAAACGUUAUAACAGGAAGUCGAGACCAGCUGACUGUGGCUCUGGCGAAUCACAGUGUCAUCAAGGCCAUCUGGUACUGGGGCAGUGCUGAGGGCUGCCAGUACCUCCAGCACACCUGCACUAGUCCGCUAAAAACCCUGCGCCUGUGUGGGGACCGGGAAGGGAAAGAUGGGGAGCUCGACUGGACUCGGUGCCAUCCGUCAUUCCUGGAAGAAAUGUGGAGAAGCGCUGUGCAGUGGAAGAGUGUGUGGAUUCCUACAGCGUAGAACAGAACGGCAGGAAGAAGGAAAAGAGUUACAGUUUGGACGUCAUCGUGCAGCGUUUGACUGUGACCUGAAAAAUCAGAAAUCAGAAGGGGAGGAGGGAUUUAACAAGCAAAAAACAUUAUUAAAUUAAAUGUUGAGAUUAUAUUAGGAAUGAGUGACAUAAAGCACUUAAUAGACAGACGAGGGAUUCAAUGCAGGUCACAUGUUAACAGUGUUGCUCAUAUAAAAGCUGAUUUUUGUUGCCAACAUGGUUUAAAAAUGAUCCUAAAAUGGAAAACGUGGUGAUUGAUAUUCACUGUGAUUAAGACGAAAGGUUUUUCCUUUUACGUCCCCGUGACCGUCGAUGUAGAGACGCUAAAAACACUUCAUGCAUCUUCACUGUUUUCAUUUAAAUGUCGGUUUACUUUAUCGAGCAGAGCAGUCGCUACCCGUCAGAAUAAUCAGUUCAUUGUUGACUUUGUCAUUUUGGUUUUUAAAUAAAGCCAAAGUAACAUCAUUAGAACUACUGCAACAUUUUUGCUUGAUUAGUCAAAACAAUCAAUAAACGUGAAGGAUAAAUCGAAGGUUUAU